AUGGAUAAUAAAACCAAGAAACGAGAAACAUGGAAAAAUGGAAAGGAGUUCAUGUUUUCCUGCAUUGGUGUCAGUGUUGGUUUGGGGAAUAUAUGGAGAUUUCCAUAUAUAUGUUACAAAAAUGGCGGAGGGGCGUUCCUCAUACCGUAUUUCCUGUUUAUGACUAUCAUAGCACUGCCACAACAGAUGCUACAGUUUUCAUACCCACAGUUCUCGAGCCUUGGACCAGCUAAAGCCUGGGUUUGUUGUCCACUUUUCAAAGGUAUCGGCUAUGCUAUGAUUGUGGUAAAUGUGGUCAUCUCCGUGUAUUACAAUGUUAUCAUCUGCUGGGUUCUCUUCUACUUCGGUACCUGUUUUACUGGUCGUCUCCCCUGGACUAGCUGUGAUAAUGACUGGAACACAGAACAAUGUUAUAGUCGUGUUCUUCCUUUCAAUUCUUCAACGACAAUCGCAAACCUAACGUCACCGAAUGAAUUAUAUGGAAACUCGUCAGUAUUUAACCGUUCGAUCCUAUCAUCAGGAAUUGCUAAAACGUCCACGGAGGAAUUCUGGGAGUACAAAGUACUGGAGUUGACAGAAAACAUUGACAACAUUGGAGGAAUUCGUUGGACUCUGUUGCUUUGUAAUGCAGCGGUGAGCACUGCUGUGUUCCUGUGUGUAUUCAGGGGAAUAAAGAUGUCUGGAAAAAUCAUGUACGUGGCAGCAUCUAUACCAUACGUCCUACUAACGAUUCUCCUGAUCAAAGGUUUGACCUUGGAGGGGGCCGGAAAGGGAUUGAGAUACUACUUCAUACCGAGAUGGGGAGAAUUACGUAAGCUGUCGGUAUGGUCAGACGCUGCCGUCCAGGUCAUCUACUCGGCAGGCUUUGCAGCAGCUGACCUUGUAACACUAUCUAGUUACAACGAUUUUCAUCACAAUCUUUAUAGGGAUGCCAUCAUAAUACCCCUUGUUGACGCAUUCACGAGCCUCUUCGCAGGCUGCGUGAUAUUUGUUACACUUGGUUAUAUGUCAACGACUUUCAACAUGGAUAUCCAGGAUGUAGUUGCAGACGGUCCUGGGAUUGCCUUUAUGAUAUUUCCGGAGGCCAUUUCCACCCUUCCUGUCCCUCAGUUGUGGUCGGCUUUGUUUUUCUUCACACUAUUUACUGUCGGGUUAGACAGCCGGAUUGUACACCUGCAGGUAAUAAACGGUGCUAUGGCAGAUGUGUACCCCGACAUCUUUCGCUCCAACUUAAAACUGACCUCGGCCGCAGUGUGUAUAUUAACGACAAUUUUUGGAAUACCUUAUGUUUACCAGGGUGGCAUGUAUGUUGUUCAGCUAGUGGAUUGGUAUAUGGCCAGCGUGGCUUGUCUGUUGCUUAUUAUUCUGGAGAGUAGCGUCCUCGCCUGGAUAUAUGGGUCUGAGAGACUAAGUGAGGAUAUAUCAUUAAUGGUUGGCUUCCCCAUUCCUCGACUGUGGCAAUUCUUCUGGAAGUAUGUCACACCACUGACAACAUCAUUCAUAUGGAUAGUAAGCUUGGUUAAACACCGCCCUGUGACGUACGGAGGGAUGUCCUAUCCUGUCUGGUCUAUUGGGGUGGGCUGGAUUAUCGCUGUGACGCCUUUAAUGCCCUUAGUAAUCAACAUAGUCUACUCAUUGUUGAAACAUCCUGGUAAUCUUACGCAGAGACUUCGUGAAUCCAUUAAACCGCAACGGGAAUGGACUAAAAACAAGGAGGAAGAUUUGAAAUCCCAACAAACUGACCAAGUGGCAAUGCUAAGUGUUUGA
Messenger RNA from Ylistrum balloti, 1767 nucleotides. Its product is annotated as sodium- and chloride-dependent glycine transporter 2-like. Gene Ontology annotation, cellular component: membrane. Lineage: Eukaryota; Metazoa; Mollusca; Bivalvia; Pectinida; Pectinidae. Gene Ontology annotation, biological process: sodium ion transmembrane transport. The record is from RefSeq and is a predicted model, not a curated record. Bases 1 to 1767 code for a protein of 588 amino acids. The transcript is spliced from 13 exons.